AAAAAAAAGAGAAAAACAAGAAAAAAGAAGAAAAGAAAAGAAGAGAAAAAGAACGUGAACAAGAGAAAAACAAAAGAGGAAAAAAAUAAUUCGUUCGAUAUCAUUGACAAUGAAUUAUAACUAAUACAUUCUGAGACGUACAUAUCUCAGAUAGAUUUACAUGCACUAUGCAGGAUAUAAUCAAGGACUCUUAACCGCUACAAACGUGCAUACUACACGAUUACGUAUGUAUAUGUCAAAUAUAGUAUAAUAUCAAAGAUGCGUUGUCACAGAGAAUUUCAAUCCUUUUUUUUUUUUCUUUUCUCUCUCUCUCUCCCUCCCUCUCUCUCUCUCUCUUUUUGUUCCCUCUUCAUUUUUACCUUACACUUAAAUAACAAAUUAGCUGGCUAAUUAUAGACGUGGACUUCCAAUUGGUAUAAGAAAGGAUAAUAUGAAAUUAGCUUAUGCUUAUAAUGUCCUUUAACGCCCACAUCCCGUUUCUAAUUUCGAGUAUUAUAAAUACGGUUGGGUUUACAUCCUCUUCAUGUAUUUCGCAUAGUAACGUAUCGUUGAGAGCAAGCAAUUCGUAAGAAAUAAAAAGGGAAAACAAAAAGCAAGAAAAAAGAAAAAAAAAAAUAAAAAAAAAAUAAAAUAAAUAAAUAAAGAAGAAUUCGUGCCUUUCCUUUUGUCGGGUCGAUUUAACUUUUCUUUUUUUUUUGGUUUUGUGAAGAAAAGAAAAGAAAAAAAAAACAAAAAUCAAAUAUCAAAAAAAAAAAAAAAAGAAAAUGGAAGGAAAAUUAUUCUUCGCCGUAUUUGUUGUUCUUGUUUCGAUGAAGAAUGUUAAUGCCGGGCCUCCAGAUUGGGUACCCUCAGAAUUGUUAGACAUGGUUGCCGGAGAUAAGACUCGUUGCAUGGAGGAACAUGGAACAACGCAAGCUUUGAUCGAUCAAGUAAACGAUGGAAAUCUGGUAAACGAACGAUCACUAUCCUGCUACAUGUUCUGCAUGCUAGAUGCUUUCAGUCUGGUGGACGAAGAAGGUAAUUUAGAAGCGGAAAUGUUGUUGGGAUUCUUGCCGGAAAAUUUGGUGGCACAGGGCACCGAAAUUCUCAAUGCCUGUGCCAAACAGGACGGAGCGGAUGGUUGCGAAAGGGUAUUCAAAGUUGCACAAUGCGUCCAACAAAAAGUUCCCGAGUUAUGGUUCAUGGUUUAAAAAACGAAGAACGCUAUAAAAACGGAAGAGAGGCAAGGGGAAAUAUAAUCUUCGGAAACUACUUAACGAUUAUUCUAAAUAUUGAUAUUUUUUUUUUGUGCUUCCUUUCUAUUCUCGUCUCCUUCUUCUUCUUCUCCUUUUUCUUUUUCUUUUUUAUCCUCUUUUUGUUCCAAUUAAAAUGAAGAGAAUCCAAAUAAAAGAAUCAUGAUCCAAAUAAAAGAAGGAGCUCGUCGAUGAUUUUCAAUCAACAAAUGAUUAACUAUUUUCACAUUUAUACGUGAUCGAUAAUGUAACUAGUAGUGGACACUUGAGAGAUAAAAUAAAUCACAAAAAAAUAAAUAAAUAAAAAUAACAAAAGAAAAUAAUGUAAAAAAAAA
Messenger RNA from Vespa crabro (European hornet), 1567 nucleotides. RefSeq lists its product as uncharacterized. The record is from RefSeq and is a predicted model, not a curated record. Lineage: Eukaryota; Metazoa; Arthropoda; Insecta; Hymenoptera; Vespidae. The transcript is spliced from 6 exons. Bases 765 to 1190 code for a protein of 141 amino acids. Gene Ontology annotation, molecular function: odorant binding. Gene Ontology annotation, biological process: sensory perception of smell.